Molecule: messenger RNA, 595 nt
Organism: Bursaphelenchus okinawaensis
Lineage: Eukaryota; Metazoa; Nematoda; Chromadorea; Rhabditida; Aphelenchoididae
Source: the annotation of a GenBank genome assembly
AUGGCGGCGUCUGAAAUGUCAAUCGAAAAGAUGGUGAAGGAAAAGCCCAAAGGCGAGUCGAAGAUGAUCAGUUCCAUGGAAAAGGACGAAGCUUUACAGGAACCUACCAUUGUUGUAAGUUAUUUUUAUUUUUUUUUGAGUUUAAAGGCAUUUUAAAAAGUUUUGUUGUUUUUUGAAGUUUGAAGCUAUAGGAAUUGACGACAAGACUUUUAUAUUACUUUUUUUUGGGGUUUUUUGGAAUUGGUAACCUAGGUAUCUUACUCUACCCUACCUUAAUCUACUGUAUCUUACCACACACUACCAUAUUUCAUACCUUUACCUUUUUUAACUUUACAGUACACUAAACUUUCAGGAACGCAAACGAAAGCUCAAGAAAGAAAAAGAGACAGAAGUGGAAACAGUGAAAGAAAAGCCAGAAGAAACGAAGCAAGACGAGGUCACCACUGCUUCAGCCAUGACCGAUGUUGAAGAUGAGGAACGGCGCAAAAUCGUCCGGAAAUAUAUGAUUUACCUGGGUGUUCUGGUGUCCGAAGCCGUGCUGAUGACUAUCGUAUUGCUCGUUGGUGUCGUUUAUGUCGCUGUUUUUAUGUCAUAA